Molecule: messenger RNA, 939 nt
Organism: Prorocentrum cordatum
Lineage: Eukaryota; Dinophyceae; Prorocentrales; Prorocentraceae
Source: the annotation of a GenBank genome assembly
AUGUUAGCGAUCGCCUUCGCGGCAUCUCUCACCGCGGCUUUACGCCUCAUCGGGGAUUGGAUUUUCUUUUGUGUUACGCGCCUGACGCAUUCUCAGCACAAUCACCUCAUUCAUGCAUUGAUGGGGAAUGGCACUCAGCCGGAUGCAGUCUUUCAGUUUUUCUCGCAUUUUGUCGGCAGCAACGGCCUGAUCGGCGGUGAUAUGAACGGGAGGGCUCGCCUGGAAUGCGGGAGGCUGAUUGGCGAGUUCGUGGAAAUAGUCGGGCUCACGAGCCAGAGAGGCCGGGCCCUCAAUGGGCGGCUUGGGUGGGUGGCCGGCCACGCGCCUAACGGCAGGGUCGCGGUCGAGGUCCGCCGUGAUGAUUCACGUACUCACCCCAAGGACGAUGACUACGAGCCCGAGGCCAUCGCCUUGGAUCCCGUCGACGUCGUCUGGUUCGACUAUGGCCCCACGCCCGAGACUCUUGCUGCUUUCGACAUGGAUGAGCUCUACGGGUACAGGCCGGAACGCUGGACGCAUCUCCAGCCGUGGCCCCAGGUGGAUUCCGCCGCGGAGCGCGAGCACGACAUCCUCGAGGCGGAAUCGGUCAUGGCUGAUCGCUGGUGCGGCAAGGCCGAGGAGGAGGAAGAGGAGGGCGAGUCCGUGGACGAGGCGGAGGCCUUGGACUACUUGGACGAGAGCCCCAUUGCAGGCGCAGCCGCGUCUAGCUCAGGAGGCCCAGGUGCCGGCUCAGCUUCCCAGCCUGCCGCUGCGAAGCCUUCCGAGGCCUGCUCGUCUACCGCCCCGCCCGACACCGACAUGCCUGCCUGCCCCUGCGAGGUGGUCUGCAUCCGCUACUUCUCGAAAGGUGGCUGUAAAGCGGGAGGGCGGUGCCAACGGUGCCAUGACGAAUCCCAUCGCGGGACGCCGCAGGCUAAGUCCAAGCGGCGUCAGAGGUGA